GCGGAAGCACGCGACCGUGGGCGGGCCCGGAAGGGGCGUGGCCUCCCUCUGGCCCCGCCCCGCGGCCAUGCAGACGGCGGGCACGGUCCCGGGCGGCGGCUCCGCUGCCCGCCCGCCCCGGAGGGGACGGGGUCGGGGUCCCCGCCGGGCGCGGGCCUCCUUCGUGGACGAGUCGCUCUUCGGCAGCCCCGCCGGGGCCCGCCCGGCGCCGCCCGGCUUCGCGCCUCCCUGGGCGGCGGGGCCGGUCCCCGCUGACAGCGGCCGCCGGCCGAGGAGCAAGUGCAGGUUGGGAAGCCACACGCCGUCCUUCUGCGACGAGUCCCUUUUCGGUGCCAAGCCGCGGGGCCCGGCCUGGGCAGCUCCUUGGAUGAGGAAGGAGGAUGUGGCCAAGCUCCAUGCGCUGCUCUGGAGCCCCCCGCCCGCCCCCCGAACCCAGCCCGGCCUGUCCCCUCGCCCCAGGGAGACACCCCUGAGAGCCCUCCGGCCACCAGCCCCCGUGUCUCCGGCAUCAGCAGCCUUUGAGGGGGGCCGUAAGGGACAGCCCUGCCCCUGGAAGCGUCCCGAGUGCGGUUCUUGCCCCGAAGGCCGGGGUGCUCCCAGCAGAGGACGUUCCCAGUCUCUGAGCCGGCUGAACACCCCCUCCGGCGGGCUCCGCCUGGCUUCGGAGACCACCAGGACAGAAAAAUGUGAACACCAGAGCCCUCCGACAGCCCCUGUGACCCCUCGAGGCCCUCUGAUGAGGGGUCGGUCAAAAAGCGUGUCCGGACCUCCUCUGUCCAGAAGCUCCACAGCAGUGGGGGGCUGCAAGCCCAGGCCUCCCUGGAAAUGAAAUGAGAUGUCCCUCUGGAUGCAAAUACAGCCUCAGCCUCCCCGAGGUGGGACCUGACCUCCUGGAGAGUGAGUCUGAGAGGACCCUGGGACCUCCCAUGGCUGCAAACGAAGGAUGGGGACGUCCCACAAGCGGGAACAAGCCGGGAACCAAGGGUGACCACAGCACUGUAGCGGGACAGCCUUGGUGGUAACAGCAGCUUCCGUUGACUGUCUGGUGGUCAUGAGAUGAGGUGUGGUGACGAAUCAGGGUCCUUCUAUCCGGGAAGUCCAGCCAGAAAGUCGGAACAGGAGGAGGCAGGGCUGCCUACAGCGUUGGUCCGGGGCCUGUCCAGGAGAAGGACCAGGCACAGGUACCGGGAGCCUGCUCUGAGACCCCCGAAACCUUCCCUUCUCCAGGCUGAACGAGCCCCGUUCCCUCAACCCUGACCAUCUUGGUGGCUCUCUGGCGGCCUUGCUCCGUUUAUCGACGCUUUAAUGGUCUCCUUUGGCAAGGAAGGAGAAGGGAGAGGACGAGCAGAGAGGUGAGGAAUGGCAUCGCCCUGCGUCCUGCUGCGUCCAGCAGCUUCUGGUGAUGAGGACACGCUGAGUGGACACAGAAUCCUGUGGUUUGUACUGAGGGUUGUGAGGUGCUCUCACAGCAACUCCAUUCUUGUCACCAAAUAAAUGAUCCAAGGCAAAUCUGCUGGGGCCUCGUGUUUGGUCCGCAGGAUGCUGCUGUGCCACAAAGACUGUCCGAGCAAAGCGGCUGCUCCUCGAUUUCCAUUCCUGAGGUGGGAAAGAGCGACUUGGUCUUUAGGAAUACAAGCAGGGAGGCAGAUAAAGGACGUAAGCCGGGUGACUCGGGUUUUGCAGCCAGUGUCACUGCUCCCCUGGGAAGGACGGCUGCAGUGAUGAGCCGCUGAGGUCAGGGAACGCAGGGGGGUCACUGGGAGUUUGGUCACUCCCUCCCACACAAAGGGAAACAUUCUCUCAAAUUCACCCAAGGACAAACUGAGGUUAAGGGCAUCAUUCUGCCCCCAGAAAUGAUUUUAUUGCCACCUUGAGCAGCAGCAGGAUUAUGCAUUGACCUGCUCCGGCACGUGAAUGACACGGAAGCUGGGAAGGCCAGCCAGGAGGGACGCUCCCGGUCCAGUCCCAUUGGCAAGAAAGGUUAUUCUUGCUUUUGAAAGGUAACAGAACUCGAUCAAAAAUGGUGGUAUGUUGUUAUGCCACUGCUCUGAUGGCCUCUCUCUGUGACAGCCAGCCCUGGCAGACUCAGGCUUUAAUACAAGUGCUAUCAGUUAAUGUUUGUAAUUUGGGGGACUUGAGCCCAGGUGAGCAAGCAGCCAUGCUGGGAGGAAAGAAUGGAGGACAGAGGAUGGAUUUUGUACUUAUUUUUUGGCCUUGCCAAAGGCCCUCUUUAUUCGCCUUUGACGUGAGGAGUGUCUGGAACAAGCAGCUUUUCUGGAUGCAGGUGGCAGCACAGGUCAUGGCCAUCUCCCUCACGUCCCGCUCAUUCUCCUGCUGCGUUCAGCGCUCCUCCUCAGUCCAGGAACAGUAGGUAAGGACAGUGUGUUUCUCCUUUGGGACUGAGCCUUUUCCUUGGUGCAGACAGCGUGAAGUGCCGCUCCCUCAGCCUGGCAAGACAGCACACACCAGUUACUGCAAGCUUGAGGGCCUUCAGCAGGUUUUCCCUGCCCAUCCCCUAUGGAGGGAUCCUUUUACCUAUCCCAAAUGUGGGCAGAAUUGCUCCUGGCUGCUGAGCUGAGCCUUCCCAAAGGGUCCACAACCGAAUGGGACUUUUCAAGAGGUGCCAGGUCCGAAUACCUUCAUGCUCCUUUGAACCGCUCCCCCGCCCUGCAAAAGCUUCCCUGCAUUGCAGCCAGCCUCUGUCCUCUGGGGGCUCUGACUAAGGCACAUGCGGGUCUCAGCCUGCUUUGUCACAGCACUGAAGAAAAGGCCACAUCUCUGUGGUUUGGCUGGGGCUGAGCCGAGAGCUUUGCUGAGGAGUGGGUUACAUCAGUGGUGCUGUGACCCGGGUAAUACGCUGUGAGCUGUUGGGAGCGCGGGACAGGCCGUGUCUGCCUGCAGAAGGCUGAGGACCAGUAGUUUUUGUGGCACUCGCAGCAUUUUUUUCUUGAUUAGCACCAAGCUUUCAGGCUCCUCCCCGCACUUUGCAUUGCAGCAGUCCAGCAGCUCUUCUCCUUUUUACUUCUGAGUAAAAACUGUAGGGACAUGAAAGCAAUUAGGGCCUCCUCAGAGGAGGUGUUGGGGUCUGACGUGAAUCUGAGCCUGUUCAGCUUAAUUUGGGUGUUGGCACAGUGACAUGCAAGCUGUUAAGGUCUCUCAGUGGGCUGGGAGAGAAACUGAAGUGUGAUUUGGACACUAGAUGGAGACAAGAGGGUUAAGGAUUGACAGAAAAGCUAGAGCCCUGUUCCCCAGCAGCAGGUGGAUGAGUCAGAUCCAGUGGGGUGAGUCAUCAGCAAACUGGGGUAACUGGCCCAAAAUUGAAGCAGCAGAGAACUGCUGAACACGGAAGCAGGACACAAAGUGCAGUUUUUGAGAGCUGGAGUGCUUGAAAGAUGAAGCCUCUUAAAAUAAAGAGAGAUUUUAUCUGAAAAACAAGUUGACAGUGGCUUGUAUGGCCAAGGGUAGCCAGUUUACCCCACUGCUGUGUUCAGGCUUCAAGGAAUCAACGGGGGAAACUAGACCCCCUUUGCAUCAGCCACACGCUUGCCUGCCCCACACUGUCCCAGGUUGUCACCGAGGGCUUCUAUGCCGCCAGGAGGUCAGAACUGGCACUUCCUCGCUAUUUACACCACAAGGACAAUAUUGGUUCCAAUAAAAAUGGGUAUAAAUGGGUUGCUUGGA
Molecule: messenger RNA, 3681 nt
Organism: Chroicocephalus ridibundus (black-headed gull)
Lineage: Eukaryota; Metazoa; Chordata; Aves; Charadriiformes; Laridae
Gene: RITA1
Product: RBPJ interacting and tubulin associated 1
Exons: 3
Coding region: 68-829 (253 amino acids)
Biological process (GO): nuclear export; Notch signaling pathway
Molecular function (GO): tubulin binding
Source: RefSeq, a predicted model, not a curated record